GCAGCUGGUGGUCUUUGGGUCCAACCACGUCUUGGCCUUAUUGGAGUGGGAAGGGGAGGCAGCUGACUUAACCAAAUGAGUCCAGGUUUCUCAGGGUGUAGGGUGGUUACUUCGGCUCAAUUUUAGUGCCUGUUUGGUCGACCCUAGGUUAGGGCCUGGAAGAGGAGGUCAAACUGGACUAUCUGGACUAUGUUGUUGUCUGUUGGUGGUGGGGCGUGAACUCUGAGCUCUUCAAGGCUAGUGCUCUAGCACUUGAGCCAUAAUGCCACUUCCCAUUUUCUGGUGGUUCAUUGGAGACAAGAGUCUCACAGAAGGACUUUCCUGCCUGGACCGGCUUUGAACCAUGAUCCUCAGACCUCAGCCUCCUGAUUACAGGCAUCACUGGCAUCUGCCCUGGACAAGUUUUUCAAAGGUCCACCAUUACCACAAAAAUCACAAAAUUAAAAAUUCCAUUUGAAUAUUUUAUUAUGGAGAACCUUGCAACAGCCAGAAACAGAGGCUGAGGACUUAUUGCCCAGAUUCAACACAUUACCUCAUGACUAAUCUUAGUUCGUCUCAAAAUGGACACAGUGACCAUCUUUGUGGUCCUUGUCUCCACAGUCACAGGCUGUCACUUCAUAGCUCUUGGUAAGAAACUGAUCUCAGUCUUCCUCAGUUGUCUCAUCUGUUAACUGACUAUAACAUCUACUUCAUUGAGAUAUACGAAUAGAAUGAUGUAAAACCCGCUCACUGCCUGCAACAGUCUCGGGUAUAUUCUAAGUGCCCAGUAACGUUACCUUUCGUGAUUACUAGUGGAGGAUCAUUUGGUGUUCAGUGAUCACAGCAUGUCUGGAUAGCCUGUAUUGUGGGCCUACUCCCAGCUCUAUAACUAGGAAGCCUUCCCAAAUUCUUUUUUAUUCCUUCUGUCAGGUCCAUUCUCAAAACUUUUAAGCAACAGAGGGUGUCAUGUUAUUGGAGUUUGAGGAUUUCCAGUAACUUGAAAACCUCAUUUAUUCUGCCUGUAUGACCCCUACCUUGAUGUGCAACAAGGACCUCCUGCUGGGGGAAAGAGGACUCCUGGGCACCUGAUUAUUCAGCUUCAGGCACAUAUGGCGUUCAGGGAUGUAGCUGUGGAUUUUUCCGAGGAGGAGUGGAGCCUGCUGAGCCCUGCUCAGAGGACCCUGUACAGAGAAGUGAUGCUGGAGAAUUACAGUAACUUGGUCUCUCUAGGAAUUCCAUUUUCAAAACCCAAACUUAUCACUCAGCUGGAGCAAGGCAAAGAGACAUGGAGAGAGGAGAGAAAAUGUCCACCAGCUACCUAUCCAACAGCACCAAAGCCAGAAGUCCACCCCGACCCCUUGUGUCCUCCUGAGUCGGCCAAGCGUCAGUUCCCCUUGCAGCACGUGCUGUGUAGCCACCCCCCCUGGGUCUUCACAUGCCUGUGUACAGAAAGUCACGCUCCGCCGGGAGCCCCUCGCUCAGGGGGCCCAGAGAAGCCACAGCCGUCCUCCGACAGAAUCUGGAGAGAGAAAGCAGAAGAGCUGGAGAGCGGGGGCCCCCCCAAGCUUUCACCCAAGGCUUUGGGUGCCUUCUCCAGACUGCCCCAGAGCCGGGCCGUGAGCUCCCGGCGUGGGAUCCGAGCCGUGGAGAGGGAGGCCAGCCCGGCUCGCACCCGCAACCCUGAGGAGACAGACAAGCUGCUGAAGAGGAUGGAAGUGUUGGGGUUCGGGACUGUCAACUGUGGCGAGUGUGGGCUGGGCUUCAGCAAGAUGGCAAACCUGCUGAGCCAUCAGAGGAUCCACUCGGGAGAGAAGCCGUAUGUGUGCGGCGUGUGCGAGAAAGGCUUCAGUCUCAAGAAAAGCCUGGCCAGGCACCAGAAGGUCCACACUGAGGAGAAGCCCAUCGUGUGCAGGGAGUGUGGACGAGGCUUCAACCGCAAGUCGACCCUCGUGAUUCACCAGAGGACACACUCAGGGGAGAAGCCGUACGCGUGUGCCGAGUGCGGGCGUGGCUUCAGCCAGAAGUCCAACCUCAUCAUCCACCAGCGCACGCACUCGGGCGAGAAGCCCUAUGUGUGCCAGGACUGUGGCAAGUGCUUCAGCCAGAAGUCCGCCGUGGUUCGACACCAGAGAACACACUUAGAGGAGAAGACCAUCGUGUGCAGUGACUGUGGCCUCGGCUUCAGUGACAGGUCCAACCUCAUUUCCCACCAGAGGACACACUCCGGGGAGAAGCCCUACACCUGCCCCGAGUGUGGGCGGUGCUUCCGGCAGAGGACCACCCUGGUCAACCACCAGAGGACACACUCAAAGGAGAAGCCAUAUGUGUGCGGCACCUGUGGGCACAGCUUUAGCCAGAACUCAACCCUCAUCUCUCACAGGAGGACCCACACCGGAGAGAAGCCAUAUGUGUGUGGGGUGUGCGGGCGGGGGUUUAGUCUCAAGUCACACCUCAACAGACACCAGAACAUUCACUCAGGGGAGAAGCCGAUUGUGUGCAAAGAUUGUGGUCGAGGCUUCAGCCAACAGUCAAAUCUCAUCAGACACCAGCGAACACACUCAGGGGAAAAGCCAAUGGUGUGUGAGGAAUGUGGGCGGGGCUUCAGCCAGAAGGCAAACCUCGUUGCCCACCAGAGGACACACUCAGGGGAGAAGCCAUAUGUGUGCCAGGAGUGUGGGCGGGGCUUCAGCCACCAGGCAGGGCUGGUCAGGCACCGGAGGAAACACCUACUGGAGAAGCCGCCCCUGUGCAGACCUUGCGGGCUGGGCUUCAGCAGUAAGUCAGCUUUAAUCUCACACAAGCGGGGGCACUCCGGGGAGAAGCUGUACAUGUGCAAGGCCUGUGGACAAGGCUUUCGGUGGAAGUCUCACCUAAGCAGGCACAGGAAGGUGAAGUGUAUCCACCACAAGCUGCUGCAGCCUGACUUGGGGGCCUAUUUGGAGCAAUCUUCUGACACCCUGUAUUCUCUUUAAAAAAAAAAAAAAAAAGGAAGAGGAGAGCACUGGCAACACUUUUUACACUUCCAUAAAAUGGAAUAGAAAAAUACAUUCCAUAAGUGAUCAUAUAAGAUACUGACUUAAUUUGUUCCCUACUAAACCUUUUCCAUGUUUCAUGGCCUUUUGUUUUAAUAAACUUUUCUUAUGUACACAUCUGGA
This is a messenger RNA of Perognathus longimembris pacificus (Pacific pocket mouse), 3134 nucleotides long. RefSeq names its product zinc finger protein 133 (gene Znf133). Gene Ontology annotation, molecular function: RNA polymerase II cis-regulatory region sequence-specific DNA binding; DNA-binding transcription activator activity, RNA polymerase II-specific. Gene Ontology annotation, cellular component: nucleus. Lineage: Eukaryota; Metazoa; Chordata; Mammalia; Rodentia; Heteromyidae. Bases 1089 to 2951 code for a protein of 620 amino acids. The transcript has 4 exons. Gene Ontology annotation, biological process: regulation of transcription by RNA polymerase II. The record is from RefSeq and is a predicted model, not a curated record.